Molecule: messenger RNA, 1545 nt
Organism: Penicillium malachiteum
Lineage: Eukaryota; Fungi; Ascomycota; Eurotiomycetes; Eurotiales; Aspergillaceae
Exons: 6
Coding region: 1-1545 (514 amino acids)
Biological process (GO): transmembrane transport
Cellular component (GO): membrane
Molecular function (GO): transmembrane transporter activity
Source: RefSeq, a predicted model, not a curated record
AUGUCGGACAACGAUAAGCCUCAUGAGGAAUUUGUCUCUGACAAGGCAAAAAGCUCAAACACAACCCUUCCAGACGCAGAAAAAGUGACAACUCUGGAUACAGUGCAUAACGAUGAAGCAAUCAAAGUGCUAGCAAACUAUACGGGAGAUGAGACCUGGACGGAAGAGGAGGAGAAAAAGCUGCUGAGACGUAUUGACUGGAAAUUGAUGCCAAUAUUAUGCGUGACAUAUGGCCUGCAGUACUAUGACAAAGCCAUGUAUUCUCAAGCGGCCCUCUUCGGUAUACAAGAAGACCUGGGCUUGAAUGUUGGAAACCGGUACUCCUUUGCAGCCUCGAUCCUCUAUCUGGGGUUCAUUGUUGGGACAUAUCCUGCGAUGACUCUAGCACAGAGAUUCCCUAUUGAACGCGUGGCUUCUAUUAUUAUCACCCUCUGGGGGAUCUGUUUGAUAUUGACUCCAGUUUGCUAUAACUAUAAGGGACUUUACGCGCAGAGAUUCUUCCUCGGCAUGUUGGAGAGUGGGAUUAGUCCGAUGUUUAUGCUUAUUGUGGGAGGCUGGUACAAAAAGAAUGAACAGGCGAUGCGUAUGGGAAUUUGGUAUAGCUGCACUGGCUAUGUCUCUGUUUUCUCGCCACUGAUCAAUUACGGCUUGGGUCAUGUAACCGGAUCUCUUUCCCCGUGGAAGUACAUGUACUUCGUUGCCGGCGCCGUCACUAUGGUUUGGGGGAUCAUUCUCGUCUGGCUUUUACCCGCCGACCCGGUCAGCGCCCCUGGGUUCAACGAGAGACAAAGGUACAUCGCGGUCGCCAGACUACGCGUCAAUAAUUCCGGAGUCCGAAAUAUGCACUACAAAAAUAGCCAGGUCGUCGAGUUACUCAGCGAUCUCAAGUUUUGGCUGAUUUUUCUGGUAGCCUUUCUGAGCAUGAUUGCCAAUGGACCAAUCUCAACAUUCACCCCUAUAAUCAUUGACUCCUUUGGUUUCAGCACGUUCAAUACUUUACUCUUGGUCAUGCCACAAGGGUUUCUCGCAGGCUCUUACCAGCUCAUUGCUCCCUAUUUGGCAUAUCGAUAUUCCGAAAAUGGUGUGCGAUCUUGGAUCGUCUUUACUGGUCAAAUGGUCACCACUCUGGCUGCCAUCUUACUAGUGGCUCUCCCUCUUGAUGCAACGGGUGGAUUACUGUUUGCAUGCUACAUUCUUCCUGCGGUUGGAGGAACGUAUGCUGUGCUGAUGGGUCUUCAAAUUGCGAAUAUAGCUGGGUACACCAAGCGUUCCAUCGCAUCUUCGGGACUCUAUAUUGGAUAUUGUCUUGGCAACUUUACCGGGCCUCUUGUAUACAAGGAUAGGGAUUCACCACGAUACGUCUCCGGUUUCAUCACUGUUGUUGUGACAUCCUUUAUCGCCGGCGUCAUUGUUCUAUGUUAUCGCUGGGUUUGUGUAUGGGAUAAUCGCAGACGUGAUAGGUCUGGCACACUCGAAGGAUAUGAGAAUGCAUACCAGGACGACUUGACGGAUAAAACAAAUCCCCAAUUCAGGUACAUUUUGUAG